AUGGAGGAGGAGGCUUUCAACGCUUCUUUUUUUGAGAACAACAACAAUAAGAAGGAUGAAGACGAGGCAUUUGAGGAUGAUCAGCUGACCUCGGACGACGAUUAUUCCGGAGACGACGACCAAGAGAAAGACCAAGAGAGAUUUCGAAGCAUUUUGAAAAACGAAGGCAACCGACAACAACGAGUGCGAAGAGACGCGCGGAAAUGGCAAAAGAUGAACGCGAUGCGAGGGAGAGGCGAUUUAGGGAAAGCGACGAGGAAGAACAACACCAUCGUCGCGUGUCCUCCAGUUUUACCACCGCACGUAGACGCCACGCAACAAGUGCGAGGGGUGAACUGUGGAAACAUCGGCCCGGAGUUGGAGAAAUUAAGAUUUGAACAAGGCGAAAAUCGAGAGUAUUACACGAAAGAACACUUCGACCGUUUAUACGGCAGAGCGCGCGCGUGGAAUCGCGACCAGCGAGCGAACAAAGUGUGGUGUAAAGACAUUCACCCGGCUGGAGUGACGUGCAACGAGUGCACUUCGUGCCAUUUUUGUCGACAGAAAUCGAGCGACGCGAAGACGACGUGUCAGUGUGCGACGUGGGCGAAAGCGCCGGAAGGCGGGAGAGGAAGAGGGUCGUGGUGUGGAUGGUGUUUGGAAAUGCGCAUGGGUGAGAACAUCGAAGAAGCGAUCGCGGACGACGAGUGGAGAUGUCCAGUGUGCAGAGAUAUUUGUAACUGUUCCGGGGCGAAUUGUUUGAGACAUAAGCGGCAUUUGUUUCCGACUCAACAGUUGACGAGAGAGGCGGAGCAAUACGGAUGGCAAUCAGUGGCGCAUUAUUUGAUCACCACGGCGUUGGUAACUGGGAAAGAUGCACCACCGAUGUUAGAUUUGCCGGCGGCGUAUGUGAAAAGAAGACAACCGAAAGGGACGAUGAAUUGUGGUAACACAAAGUUUACGACGACUGGGAAGAAUUCGACGCGCGGCGGCGAACGAGCGAGCGGUAAAAACAAGGAAGAGAUGGAACGCGAACGCGAAGCGGCAACGCUUCGACGAGAGAUUGAGAUGAAAGUCCGAAUGGCGUUUGGUGCCGUGAAUGAGGAAGUGGAUGACGAUGAAGAUGGAGGUAUGUUGAAUGGUGGUGACGAUGAGGAGGCUGGCGACGGACAAGGGAAAGCGUCGCGUAAGCGCGCGAGCACCAAGAGGACUUCGAAUACUGCCAAUGCGCCUGUAAUACGAGAGGAAGAAGGUGGGGAACGUGAUGUCGAUAUGGACGAAGAGGACGCGAUACGUGUCGGAGAUGGUGCAACUUUUGGCGAACAGCAGCAGCAGCAAGAAGAACAAAACGCCAAACCGAAAAAGUUGGCAACCAUUACCACCAUGUUCAAACGGUUCGCCGACAGGAACAGCGGCGCGUUCUUAUUCGCCGCGUCCUCGGACGACGAAUCCGAGCUCGAUUCCUCCGACGGUGAAUUUGACGACGAAAUGUUAGCGCAGCAACAAAGAGAACGACGAGAAAAGCACGAGCUGGAUUUGAAAAACAGAGUGGGAAGAGAAGAAGAGGGAAGAGGAGGAGCAAGAGAGGGUGCCCACAUUCGUGGAACAGACGAGGACGACGACGAUGUUAUUAUUAUGAACGACGGUGAAGCCGGAGAACGCGUGAAAAAAACCGUUACGAGUACCUCGGUUCCGAAUCACGUAGAUACCAACAGUAUUGGCGGAGAACUCAGGCCACCGCGUCAGACGCAAGACGUACACUUGAACGACGAGACGAGCGAAGAGAUGGAGUUCUUUCGCCGAAGGCGCGAGCGAAGAAAACGUCGUCGAGCGAUUCAAUCGGUCGCUCGCGCGAGGCACAUCAAUGGUGCUACCGGUGGUGGUGCAUUGUUGAGAAGUGUAGUUCCGGGUGGAGUCAAUAUAAAUCGACCUGGGCAAACACAUCCGGCAUCUGUGGAUGAAUCUGCCGCGACUGUUUUGCAGCCUCCCGCGAUGCCGCAACAACCUCCGGCGAGCACGACGACAACGACCACUACAACUAUUUUUCCAAGCAGCACAGAAGAUAUUCCGACUGAAGAAGUGUUGUCAGCCGAAGCUGCGGCAUUUGAAAUGCACCGCCAAGACGAAACACAGGCCGAGAGAGCGGACGCGCAAGAAAUGGAAGAGGAACGUCGCGUUUUGACCGCCGCCGCCGCCUCAACUUCCGGCGAAGUCGUACAGAUUUUACGCGAGUUUAUCGAGUUAACCUCGCCUUCAAACGAAACGUUUCAAAAACGGAACAUCGAAGACGCGUCGUUUGAGUUGUUCAACGAGAAGAUUUUCGAUUCCUUAGAGCGCGCGGAAGCUUUAUUAUUCGCGAGCGAGGAGUCCGAAUUGCGCGCGUUUUACGCUUUGUGUCUUCGCGCGAAUAAAUACGCGCCGUAUUUAAAGCACAAGAAACUGUCCUCGUUACGCGUUCGUAAGAAAAUUACCGAUUUGAUCAACGAUGAUGUGAAAUUUCGAGUGUUUGACGUGUCACAACGCGCGACGUGCUUACGCGCGUCUUUGAGAUUGAUCGAGCGUUACUGGUCGGGCAAAGAUUUAGACGUUUUCAAAGUGAACGAGGAGGAGGAAAACGGUGGUACAUUCGACGACGGGGAAGUUAUCACCGACGGCGAUGGGAAUGCCGUCCGAUGCGAAAAGACAACGAGAGAAUUCAUGAGAGAGCGCGCGAAUUACGCUUUGGAGAGUUGCUUGCGUCUCGUUUCUUUGUGUAGCAACGAGUUCGCGUUGGCGAAAGAGCGCGAAAACUGGAUAGCGAGCCGUAAACUGCUCAAUCCGUCGUUAAUGGAAGAUAGCGAUUUGAUUGCGCCAGCAGUAAGCGAAGGGUGUCAAAAGCGCAUAGACGAUGCAAAUUUGCGAAUCAUGAAGGAAUAUGAAGUGGAAAGGGCGCGUCGAAACGAAUCUGUCAUUGUCGGUUUGUCGGAUUCGUCGCAGGAAAACGACGACGAUCCAGCCGUUGCCACGCAACCGCCGCCGCCCGUUGCGGACGAAACCAUUCACUUACAAAAGCGCGCGACAGACAUCGCCGUGGCGACGGCGACAAUACUCAUCGAAACGACUGAGUCUACGCACAUUCUUCUUCUAGCCGCGCUAUCCGUGUUACGCGUCGUCGCCAAAGGGUUAGCGUUUACGCCCUCGCACGGCGCGUUCUUGCGCUCCAAGAUGCUUUCAAAUACCAUCGGUAUGUUUGUCUCGCCAAAGCUUCCUUUUCGACCGAAAAUUCGCAAGUGUGCUUUAGGAUUGAUCUCUGUGUGUGUCUCGCGAGGCGAGCGCGAUUGGCUUGAAAGUCGUUCAGAGGAGAACAAAGUCGUCGCCGAUGCGUCGGCGAGAUUUUGCUGGCCUCAUAUUGCUGAUUUGUUGCGAGAGAACGAAGACGAUUACGAAAAUAUUGAAACCAUGCACGACAAGAGCGGUGGCUAUUCGUCCGCGGUAAAUCGCGCGGCUACGGAAACGGCGGCCAGAACGCUCAAUUUACUCGUCAAAUCCGGCGUGUGGCCGUGGGGUAAAGCCGAGCUCGCGAUUUCGCACCCGUUCGCGCCGAAAGAUUUCUGGAAACUAGCCAAUCCAAGAAAACGCGCGAAAGCGUUUCGUUUAUACGCGAGACUGGUCGAUUCAACUCCGGUUUUACGCGGAGGUAUCGGUGCACCGUUGUUGAAGUUGUGGGCGUUGUGUGCCAUGGACGUUGCCGCUUCCGAGAAGGGUGAACGACGUCAGCAAAACGCGCUCCUGCGGGCCAACGGAUUACACCGAGCGCGAGCGAGAUUGGCGCGAGCGUGCGCGAGACACCCGCGAUUGUUUGAUGCCUUUUCGUCGUCGACGAUGCUGAAGAGCGAAGCCAUGGACGCUCGAAAUACUGCGGGUGUUCUUAAGCGAAGUUCGUGGGUUAUUGAAUCCUUAGUUCGAUGUUGCGAAGUUGGCGGCAAUCCGGUCGCCACGGUGGCUGCCAUCAACGCUUUACAAGAAGUAUUCGACAAACGCGUGCAAGAAUGUUCGGGACGUGCAAGUGCGAAUAAAUCUAGAUCGUUUCGAAUUGGCUUUAAAGCUGUCAUGGCUGCCGCUUACUCGAGAAACACCGACUUGAAACUCUUCGGCGUGGAGCCGCGCGUCCAAGCGUUGCGAAUGGCGCUCGAUACGUUCACGUCCAUCUUAUUCGAGGAAUCAGAUGCGUUACAAGUUGAUACCAUUCUCGAAGGCUUAAUCAACAGUGCGAAAUCCCUAGCCAUCUUCUUCUCUUUGGACAACAUCGCGUGCUGUAGCCUGUUAAAACAGCUCUGUUACGCGUGUGUCGAACGGAAACACGCGAAGAAAGCGACGGGUCGAAAAUUUUCGCGCGGCUUCUUUGCUUCUCUGUACGACGCCUCGUACAUCGUCGACAACAACGUCGACAUUCGGAAGAGUAGAGAAUGCAUGCGUUCAGCUGUGUUAUUAGGUGUCUUAGGAAAUUGCGUGGGAUCUGCGCGAAAUUUAGCAACAGUCCCGUCUGCAAACAUCGCGUGCGAGAAUUGGGUGUUGGCGUUUGAAACUGCUAUGGAACGCUCGUCGAAUUCAGAGGAUCAAUUCGACGACACCAAUUUCCUCUUCGCGGCGAGCGAAGAUUCGUCGUUACUAGGGCAAAUGUGUGUGAAUUUUCUCGAGGCGAUUUUACCGCCGGUCUGUGCAAUUGGUCGAGGCGCCGCGCCGCCGCCGAUUGCCGUCGCGGAUGCGAAAAUUCGUUCCAUGUGUCUCAACGCGCUGAUUUUGUUGUUUGAAAAUGAAAAGGCACCGUUACACUUCAAAACGAAAAGUGACUACCAGAACGCCCCAGUUUGGGUGAAAUGUUUCACUAAAGCGUGCAUGAAAGCGUGCGCCGGGGAGAUCGCGGCAUGUUUGGGGGGAUGCAAAGACUUUUCGCAAAGCCGAGCGCGGGACGUCGUGGCAACGCCGAUGACCAAGGCGCACGCGAUGGACAUUCGACAAAAAAUGCUCGAGUCGAUUUCAUGCAAUUACGCGCAUUCCUAUCGCGUAUUAGAAGAGGCGUCCAGAUCGUUUCGCAAACCACCCGAUCACGUGCACGUGUUGAAAGAAAACGGUCUCGAAGAAGAGCGUGUCCCGUACCCGUGGAUCUGCGCCAUGAGUUUCCUCACUCGAUUUUCGAAAAUUUCAAAGUUUUGCGCGAUGGAAAUCGCCUCGAAAGUGGUUCCAGUGAUCGAAGGGGCGUUUAAAUACGGCGACGCGCUCAACAAGAGACACAUGGACGGUCCUUUGCAUGAAUUACGGUACGCUAUUGAAGGCAUGAUUAAACAAAAUGACGACGAAAAAGAAGAGGAUGUUGAUGAAGAAAGGAAGCGACCAUUUCAUCAUCAAGGCGACGACGAAAACGCAGAGAACGUCGAUCCGUACAACAAGAAAAUCAAAGCGGAACCAAUCGAGAUUAUCGAAGAGAAAGUCGAACUGAAGGAUAGUGUUCCGUGGUUCGAACGCUGCGAUCGAAACGUCCUAUACUCUUCGACUCGAGCCGAUUUUGCCACCAUCGCUUCGCGUGUUGACGAUGCGCACCCUUUUACGAUAGUCGGUAAACUGUGCUCUCGCGAACCGAAAACUGGCGUGACGAGUAAAACAAAUCCCAAAACGAAUAGAACGUUCGAAAUGCUUUUCGUCACUUUGGAAAACGAGAAAGGAUUGAAAGUUCGUGCGCAAAUGGUUGGCAAAAGCGCCCGCGUGCUCGCCGACGCCUUGGACGAACUCAAGAAGAGAGAUUUCGAAAUCGUACGUAUUGACGGCGUCUUACCGCAGAAAAAAGCGGAAGUGAAACCAGGAUUAACGGCCAUGGUCUGGGACCCGAAAGGCGCGUCGAACAUUUCUGUAUCGAGCUUUGAUUGA
Molecule: messenger RNA, 5880 nt
Organism: Bathycoccus prasinos
Lineage: Eukaryota; Viridiplantae; Chlorophyta; Mamiellophyceae; Mamiellales; Bathycoccaceae
Exons: 1
Coding region: 1-5880 (1959 amino acids)
Biological process (GO): regulation of DNA-templated transcription
Cellular component (GO): nucleus
Source: RefSeq, a predicted model, not a curated record